AUGUUCAAGGUUGUCGAGCAGAAAAUGGUUCCGACGUACUUGUACUCGCGCACGAAAUCGAUCCCCUCGCCAUUCACGGUCACGCGCGUCAAGCACCGGAGAAUGGGCCUAAACAUCAUCGGCUUCGUCUUUCCCGCUUUGAUGAUCAUGAAGUUGUCUGCACACCAUCUCGCAAAAGCAUCGACAAUGUUCUGCAGCGCCGCUAGCGUCUUUGCCAACAUUGCGACGUCGUCGGCCUGCUUGAUGUGGGAGACCCCUACUCCAUUGUGGCGCACCACGUCCGGCAGUGGCGGGACGGAGAUGUCCGAGCAGUGGAUGUCCCAGAGGCCCGGGGAUGCAGAGUCUCCCGCGAGGAUCCCUACAGUUGACUUGAACGCAUCCGUGUGUUGGCCCCCGCGUGUCACCACGUAG
Messenger RNA from Schizophyllum commune H4-8, 411 nucleotides. RefSeq lists its product as uncharacterized. Bases 1 to 411 code for a protein of 136 amino acids. The transcript has a single exon. The record is from RefSeq and is a predicted model, not a curated record. NCBI's taxonomy places the organism in Eukaryota, Fungi, Basidiomycota, Agaricomycetes, Agaricales, Schizophyllaceae.